Messenger RNA from Saxophila tyrrhenica, 1284 nucleotides. RefSeq lists its product as uncharacterized. The record is from RefSeq and is a predicted model, not a curated record. Bases 1 to 1284 code for a protein of 427 amino acids. NCBI's taxonomy places the organism in Eukaryota, Fungi, Ascomycota, Dothideomycetes, Mycosphaerellales, Extremaceae. The transcript has 3 exons.
AUGGACCCUUCACUCGCACAACCAGACCACACGUCGUCCAUCGGCCAGCUGAGUGCCCAGUUUGCCGACCAGAAGAGGGCGAAGAGUCCACCGCUCGCUUUCGAACCCACCUCCAACGACUCCCUCGCUGCACCCAUCCACCCCGACAGCAAUAUCCCUUCGCCCAAGCGAGGAGCAACCAGCAGCAUGGGUCGGUUCAGUCCAUCGCGGCAGAGUGGUGAGCAGGGAGAGUCCCGGAACAUCAUCGACCAGCAGACGCUGGUUAUCAACAGGCUGCAUGAGGCCUUUGCCGAGGAGAGGAAGAUGUGGGAUCUGGAGAGGACGAGGCUGUACAAUCGCAUCGCCAAUCUCGAGACGCUGCUGUUGAGAGCUGGUGGUAGCUAUAGCCCAGCCAAGUCGCCAAUACUCUCUCCUCUCGGUGUAGAUAUGACUUCACCCUCGACGAGAGCAACGAGCGGUUCCAACAGGCUACCUAGCAUCGCCGAGGAUGAGAACAGCGACCCGUUGUCAGCGAGGCGAGACGGCGUACCGCAGUCUAUCGAUCUACCCACAAUCACCAACGACUCCUUUGACCGCCGGAGCUCUGUCAACUUCGCAGAAGCCACACCGACAUCCGUCAAAGUCGAAGAAAUCCCCACCUCGCCCGCUCCUACCAACCAAACGCUAUCCCCACCGCCUUUCAGUUACCGCGUGGAAGCCGGCCACACUCCUCUCAGAGGUCCACGUCCAGCCACUCCACCCCCAAAGAACAGCAUGUCGAUGGACGGCAUCGACGACACACCGACGCGCAACAACACCCACAUCAACACCCUGCUCACCCAAAGCAACGACGAUGAUUCGGGCAAAGGACUCACUGGGCCACUGAAUAUGCCAGAGCUGCCACAUGUCCCUAGCGAGGCCAACUUCACCUUUGACAUGCUUUCGAAGAGGUUGGAGCAGAUCGAGCAGCACCCUGAGCAGUCCGAAGCGAAGCCGUUCGUGUUCAAACAACCCAGCCCAGGCUUGGCGUCUCCGGCAGAAGACGAGUAUGAGUUCAGCCCGAAAACUGUCGAUCCACACGCACAUGAGCGUCCAUCAGCACCACCCGCCACUCGUGCCUUCGCACCGCAAGACUCCAGCAUGUCCGAGAUACCUUCCAACGCCCUCUCGAAGCAGACAAGUCACGAUGAUCAAGUACAGGCAGAGUUCGAGAGCGGCGGCAUCAAGUUGAAGAAGAAGCCGAGUGUCAACUUUGGCGCACCAUUCGGGCAGCUGGGCGGUUUCGGCUCGAGAAAACAGUCGUAG